AUGAUCCACAACAUCCAAUUCAAGACAAAAAGAUCUGAAUCGAGAGAGUACCUGGUAACUUGUGUGGAUGAAAAUUGUAACUGGUUACUUAGAGCUUCAAACUUCAGGAAAACAGAAACAUUUAAAAUCAGAAAGUAUGUAAAAACUCACACCUACUCUUUGGACAUCAUUAUGGAAGACCACAGGCAGGAAAAUUGCAAUGUGAUUGGAAAACUAAUAAAAACAAAAUACAUGUCAAUAAAGAGAGUACACACACCAAAUGACAUAAUCAACGACAUGCUAGAUAAUUAUGGUGUUUCAAUGGGGUAUCAAAAAGCCUGGGGAGUAAGAGAAAAAGCUUUAGAAUUUGCAAGAGGAAACCAAGAUGAUUCAUACCAAAAACUUCUCAUCUACCUUCACAUGCUAAAAGUCUCGAACCCAGGUACAAUAACGCACCUGGUUACAGACAAUAAAAAUCACUUCAAAUAUAUGUACCUAGCAUUUGCAAAUUCCAUCAAAGGAUGGAAACACUGUAGGGCAGUCAUUGUGAUAGAUGAAACUUACUUGAAGACAUCAUUUGGAGGAACUUUAUUCACUGCUUCAACAAUCGAUGCUAACAACAACAUAUUUCCAUUUGCCUUUGGAAUAAGAAACUCUGAAAAUGAUUCAUCAUGGUUAUGGUUUUUCACAAAGCUAAAGGAUACAUAUGGAGAAAGAAAAGGUAUAGCAAUCAUUUCAGACAGGCACAAAAGCAUAGAAAAUGCUAUAGACAAUGUAUACCCUAAAGCUUUUCAUGGAGCAUGCAUAUUCCACCUGCUAAACAACAUCAAAGUCAAUUUCAGUGUCCAUGGGGAGGACCUAAACAUAAACUUUGUGAAAACAGCAAAGGCAUAUAGGAUGCCAUGCUCCAACAAGAAGAUAUACAAUGAUGACAUCAAAUAUAGCCGAAUCGAUAAAUGCGGCAUUGAAAGCUGCAAGAACAAUGUUAAUCACUACAAUGAUGGAAGGCCUUUGAAGUUUAGUUUAGAAAUGGGUAUGGAAAAAUGGUAA
Molecule: messenger RNA, 1029 nt
Organism: Humulus lupulus (European hop)
Lineage: Eukaryota; Viridiplantae; Streptophyta; Magnoliopsida; Rosales; Cannabaceae
Exons: 3
Coding region: 1-1029 (342 amino acids)
Source: RefSeq, a predicted model, not a curated record